Messenger RNA from Podospora pseudopauciseta, 1915 nucleotides. RefSeq names its product GTP-binding protein gtr2 (gene GTR2). The record is from RefSeq and is a predicted model, not a curated record. Gene Ontology annotation, molecular function: GTPase activity; GTP binding. Gene Ontology annotation, biological process: cellular response to starvation; negative regulation of autophagy. Bases 1 to 1272 code for a protein of 423 amino acids. Gene Ontology annotation, cellular component: Gtr1-Gtr2 GTPase complex; fungal-type vacuole membrane; nucleus. The transcript is spliced from 4 exons. Lineage: Eukaryota; Fungi; Ascomycota; Sordariomycetes; Sordariales; Podosporaceae.
AUGUAUUCUACCGGUGGCAAUGGGGGCGGUGCUUCGAGGGACAACGGAGAGGAUCUGGACUCGCAGCCUCUACGCCCUCGUCCGAUCAGGUUUAUCAGUCCAGCAGCGCUAAAUCUUUCUCGUGUUUAUGAACAGAACCGGCAACGAAUCCAAAAGAGAGAUGGGCCAAAAGUGCCUGACCCGACGACGCCCCAGACGAAGGGGAAGCCUCGCCUGUUGUUGAUGGGACAAAGGAGGAGUGGGAAGUCGUCCAUCUCGAGCGUGGUGUUUCACAAGUUGCCAGCGAGCGAGACAUUGUUUCUCGAGUCGACGGCCAGAAUUCAAAAAGACAGUCUCAACUCUUUUAUGGAGUUUCAGGUUUGGGAUUUUCCAGGUCAGAUCGACAUCUUUGAAAACCCAGCCUAUUCAUUCGACAUGGACGCCAUCUUUGGCGAGAUUGGGGCUCUCAUUUGGGUCAUUGACGCCCAAGACGACUAUCUCGAAGCCGUGACCCGGCUCAAUAUCACCAUUCUCCACGUCCAACGAAGCUACCCUCACAUCAAUAUCGAGGUCUUCAUCCACAAGGUUGACGGCCUUAGUGACGACUACAAGCUGGAUAUCCAGCGCGAUGUGACGAUACGGAUUCAGGACGAGCUGUCGGACCAGGGGAUCGAAAACGCGCCUGUCAACUUCCACCUCACCAGCAUCUACAACCACAGCAUCUUUGAGGCCUUUAGCAAGGUCAUCCAGAAGCUCAUCCCUAGAUUGGGUCAGCUCGAGGCGAUGCUGACGAACCUCUGCCGGACGUGCCGGUUCGAAAAGGCCUAUCUCUUCGACGUCAACACGAAGAUCUACAUUGCGACGGACUCGACCCCCGAGGACAUGGCCAGCUACGAAAUCUGCUCUGAUUAUGUGGAUGUUAUAAUUGACUUUACCGAAGUUUAUGGGAGCUGGCCGAGGACGCAGCAGUGGAGGGACAGGCUGGAGGGGGAGCCGUGGUCGCAGCCGCUGGAGGAUCAGGUGGCGUGCGAGUGGGCCGAGAGCGGGAUGGUGCUUGCCGACGCGCAGAGGCCGAUCAUGCUGAGGGAGGUGGACAGGUUUCUGGCGCUGGUGGCGAUCAUGAAGGAGGGGAGUUAUGAGAAGAUGCCGCAGAUUAACAUGAAUGUUGAUGUGGUGGUGAAGGGGCUGACGGAGUUUUUUGAGAUUACGAAGCCGAGGGGGGGAGGAGGGGGAGUGGUUGGGGGGCAGGGAGGGGAGAGGGUUGUUAGUCCUGGUGCUGCUCCUGCUUUGUGAUGAGCGGAGUGUGUUGGGUUGGUUGGAAAGGGGGCGGGGGGAAGAGCAAAACUAUAUACAUAACGUGAUAAUGAGUUUUGUAAAGAGGAUCUGAGAUGAAGGGGUGAACGCGGAUGCUGUCCUUGGACCCUGUUUUGUGAUGUUCAAAUUACAUGGCAAAAAGUAAACAGAUGGAAAAAGGGGGAAAGUAAAAAACAAAAAUGGAUUUCUUCUCUGAGAGAAGAUGGUCGUUGUACUGGGGCCACCCGGGGAUUGAACCCGGGACCUCUCGCAAGCAAUGCUGUAGGGUGAACCCUAAGCGAGAAUCAUACCACUAGACCAGCGGCCCUUUCUUGAAUUGAUGUUUCUCCUCUCCUCAUUUUUGAGAUGAUAUGGAGCUGUGGGCGGAGACCAAGUCGUCCCCCCAACACUGAAGGGGUUUUGUGGCAGGGAGAUGGUGGCUUGGGGAAGCCCUAACUUUAUCCACUCUCUCUCUCUCUCUCUCUCCACAUCUACACUAACUAAAAUACUAGCAGAGAGAGGGGCCUUUAAAAAGGAGGGCUAUGAGGGAGGAGGGCAUGAACAAGACAGGGCGUGUGGCUCAGUUGGUAGAGCGUUCGCUUAGCAUAUUUCACGGUUUCCGAUUAAAAUUGGGAGUCUGGGG